Acanthaster planci (crown-of-thorns starfish) is the source of this 2635-nucleotide messenger RNA. Its product is annotated as beta-1,4-galactosyltransferase 7-like. Gene Ontology annotation, biological process: carbohydrate metabolic process; proteoglycan biosynthetic process. NCBI's taxonomy places the organism in Eukaryota, Metazoa, Echinodermata, Asteroidea, Valvatida, Acanthasteridae. Gene Ontology annotation, cellular component: Golgi apparatus. Gene Ontology annotation, molecular function: xylosylprotein 4-beta-galactosyltransferase activity. The record is from RefSeq and is a predicted model, not a curated record.
CUGUAAUUUUGUGAUAUGUUUUGUAUAUAGUCAGCCAGGAAAAUUCUUGAAAGGGAAAGGUUGGCCAAGAACAUGAUUUGGAAAUAGUUGCAUCGUGUCAUUUAUAACAAUGUUGGUGACUGCAGUUCCAGAUGGCCUGUUACCGUUUACUCACUCCUGUAAGGCUGGUCUUAGCCAUCUUGACUGUCUGCCUCACCAGCUUUAUCUUCUUCUCUCUCAAUGACGAUUGCACCUGCACCAGCAUCGACAUCCUACUGCAGAGGAUACGUAAUCUUCAGGAAGAACUGAGGACUAAAGAUGAAGCUCUCUCAAACUGUAGAGGUUCCAAGGGGAAUGAGGAGGAGACUUCUGAAGGGGAGGCUGGCUGGGACCCUCAUGUCCUGUGCAUCUAUGUACCCCAUCGGGAUCGAUUUGAGGAGCUAAUGGAGUUUGUGCCGUACAUGGACAAGUUUUUGUCACAGCAGAUGGUGCGACAUAGAAUUGUGGUUAUUAAUCAGAUUGACACACAUCGGUUUAAUCGGGCAUCUCUCCUCAACAUUGGCUUCAAGGAGACUCGUGAUAGGUGCAGUUACAUUGCCUUGCAUGAUGUGGACCUUCUACCAAGGAACCCUGCAAUUACGUACCACUAUGCCAAUGUGCAAGAUGGACCCUACCACGUGUCUGCUCCAGACCUGCACCCAAAAUAUGACUACAAAGAGUUUAUUGGUGGGAUAAUGCUGAUGACCACCAAACAGUUUGAGCAAUUGAAUGGAUUAUCCAAUCGAUUCUGGGGAUGGGGUAGGGAGGAUGACGAGUUCUAUAUGAGGAUACAAGAAGCACAAAUGAAGAUUUUCAGGCCCCAGGGCAUAACCACUGGCAGGAAAACCUUUUUUCACAUACACGACAAGAAAAGGAGAAAAAGAGACAUGAAAAGGAUAGGUGAUCAACACAGGGAGUCUUUUAAACGAGACAGGCAGACAGGUUUGCACAAUGUCCAGUACAGUGUGCGCAGCCAGCAGGAACUCAGUAUUAAUGGUGCCAAAGCAACUUUGUUACAUGUGAAGAUUGACUGUGAUGCAGAGGUUACACCUUGGUGUGACAUUGCCUAGAGGGCAUGCUAGGUGCUAAAAUAAUAUUCACUAACUUGGCCCCCCCCCGGCGCUUUGGGGCAGCAACCUUCCUCAAUCUUCCAAAACCUCCACCAUGCACUGAACAAGUGGCUCAUUCCUUGUUCUGCAACUUUCAAGGAGCAUCAAGCCUCAUUGACAGUGACUGUAGCUACGUUUAAUUACUUCAGAGCUUAUGGUGGGUUCUGAAGUAUCUAGGAAAGUUAAAGUUGAAGAAAUACAUGUUGUAUCUUGCCACUCAUACAUAGCGGGUAGGAAAGGUAAAGGAAUACAUAAGCUGCUCACAAAAAAUUGAUUAGUUAUGUCACUAUUUGAUUGGGUAUCUUUCAAGAAACCCACGUGUAUACACCUGAACCACUUGCCGAUGGUAUUAUUCCACAAAAUGAACUUGACCUAGGCACGGUAUUAAUUUCAGUAGAAUAUGCCUACUUUUUCAAAACAAGAAAACACAACCAUAGUCCUGUACAAAGUUGAACUUUGCUCUUUUCAAGUGCCAGCCCUUGGUGUUCAUUUGUUCAAGAUGUGCGCGAUGUUUCUUACUGCAUCGUUACUUUUUUUAAAGCUCCAAGACAAUGUUGUGGCGCAAUAUUUGCUACAAUGGCCACCUGUCACCCUUAGCUGCACGAGGGGGGUUUCAUACCUGCUCAACUUCCAAGGACUAGCCUCUGUGUGUGCAUACUUUUAAUGACCUAAGACAUAAUGUGGCGUACUGCUUACAGCAUUUGCAAGAACCAUUCUCAAACAACACAUUUAUACACUCUCCGGCAAAGAGUGGUUAAUGUUUUGAUAUGAAAUGCACCUGGCUUGUAGUAUGUCACAUGAAAUAACGACACAGUGUGAUUUAAUAAGCAACUUUUUUUCAGAUAGACAUGUAAUCAUGUACAUGUAUCACUUAUGAUGAUAUCCUUGAAGUCAGAUCAUGGGACCUGAGGAUUAGGUCAGUUACUUGGACUUGGAGCCUCCCCUGUGAUGCACCUAAUGGAUUACAACAACAGGGGGAAUUUUUGUCACCUGUGGACUUCUGAGAAUAACAACGCAUUUCUAUUUGGGAGACUUCCAACCGCUUUUGAAUGACCAACUUCUGGACAGUCUACAUGUAUUUAGAAAGUCCGCUGUGGUGUUGAGGAGAGACCUCUUUGAAUCUAGUGCUUCUCAGUUAUUGCAAGUCCUUUCUAGGACACUGUAGACAUGAAACUGAAACUGUCUUUUGAGCAACAACAUGUCAGUUUUCAUCGGCAUUAACCAUUUAACAGGGUAUAUAUUUUUGUGUUAUUUUAAUAGUUAAAGGUACAGUUGAACACAGAUAAGAACAGCACUGAUGAUAUAAUUUCAUGUUUAUAACAAGGACAAUUUUUUGUCCCAAGUCUUUGUUCUUCUUAAUUUUCCAUUCCUGAUAAAACAAGGUAACUAUUAAAUAAGGGAAUUUGUGAAAUCCCAAGGACCUUGUAAAAACAAUGUUCUACUGUAUGUAGGUGUGGCCAUUACUUUAAUGAGUCAAGGAAUUAAACUCAUUGUACAUGUUCAUAUCA